AUGGAUGAUGAUCUUGAAGGCGACGAGAUCGGAACUAUUGAAGGCUUGCUCGAGGGCGACGGCUUCAUCAAUGAAGAGAUCAAGGAGGAAGAGACUGCAAGAAAGAGGAGAUUCAAGCGGAAGAGGCGGCUUGAAUCGAUGCAGAAGAAUCAAAUGAACGAACCAUUGAUGUCAUCUAUCGUCGCGAAGAAACUACGAUUGGAGAAAUCGUCGCCGGCCGGAUCCAUUCAAUUGCAACAAACGGGUACAAAAUAUUCUUUGAAAGAAGAGUCAAACGCUUUUUGCAGUACCAUAUCGACUCCGCCACGAGUCUCUGAAGUAUUGGAAAAUCAUGAUUGUGACAAGAGAUAUACUGGUACUGGUGAAUUUGACAUGUUCUCCGGCUCCGUCUCGCCUCCGUCAAGAGUCCCAAACGCAUCGAAAAAUCACGAUUAUGAUGAACGAAAUCGAAUUUUGGACCAGCAGCAGGAUUGGGACGAUGUUGAGGGUUACUACAAAGCAGCAAUAGGGGAAAAAAUAUCUGUUAAUUUGACGAAGAAUUGUGCAGUCAGAUUUAGAGUCUCUGGUGUGGUUGGAAAGGGUGUUUUCUCGACGGUUCUGAAGUGUGUGACAGAAAGCAGCAACAGCAGCACUGUGUUGCCGCCUCAAGUCGCACUGAAAUUCAUCAGACACAACGACACAAUGGCGAACGCUGCAGUUAAGGAGGUCAAAAUUUUACAGCGGUUGAGAAAUAGUCUUGGAGUGAUUUCCCUUCUUUUGCCAUCAGAUAGUGCGCCCUUGGAAUAUCGUGGUCACACGAUCUUGGCAUUUCCUCACAUGGAGUACAACCUUCGCGAUCUAUUGAAGAAAUAUGGUCAAGGAUUGGGACUAUCACUCACUGCUGUUACAUCAUACUUUCGUCAGCUCCUAGCCGCAUUGACUCAACUUCAAAAGCAUAACGUCAUUCACUCGGAUUUGAAACCAGACAACAUUCUUGUGAGCGCCGACUUUUCUUCCGUUUCAAUAUGUGACUUCGGUAGUGCGAUUGAUAGUCAGGAGAGCGGUGAGAUGGUUACUCCGUACUUGGUGUCAAGGUUUUACCGCGCGCCUGAAAUCAUAUUGGGGCUAAUUCCAACAUAUGCGAUUGAUCUAUGGGGUAUUGCGGUCACUGUUGCAGAGCUUUUCCUUGGAAAGGUUGUGUUCAACGGAUCUGACAACAACGAUAUGUUGAAAAUGAUGAUGGAGGUUUUGGGGCCAUUUAGUAAUCGUUUGAUUCGUCAACAUUUGGUCCAAGCCCAAAAGUUCCCGUUGAAAACGCACUUCAGUCAGGAAGCAACAACGUUUGUCUUUCGACAAGCGACCGUAGACCCUGUCACGGGCCAGGCAGUCCAUAAAGAUGUCUCUCUUCAGUCUUUCACGCCCUCCCUACAGUCUAGGAUUUUGAGAGCCAAAUCAGGCCAAGACAGUCGUACGAGCGCAUUGCGUUUCGCUGAGAUCCUUCAGAAAUGUAUGACGCUCGAUCCAACGAGGCGUAUUUCAGUAAAGGAUGCCAUUCAUCAUGAUGUUUUCAAGACAAAAAAAUAG
This is a messenger RNA of Cylindrotheca closterium, 1563 nucleotides long. The record is from the annotation of a GenBank genome assembly. NCBI's taxonomy places the organism in Eukaryota, Bacillariophyta, Bacillariophyceae, Bacillariales, Bacillariaceae.